AUGAAAAGAUCAUUUUCUCAUCCUUUAAGAAGAAUUACUACUGUUUAUAAGUCUGCAAGAUUGAGAUCAGAAUCUUGGAUUCCUUCACCUGUCAGAGUCUCGAUAAAUCAAAUUUCUAAUUAAGGAAAAAGUCUUGAAUUUCCUAAUUUAGGCCACACAUAAAAACCAACUAAUCAUGUGUAUUUAUAUUGCUAAUUAUAGAUUGAUAAUUAGAAUGACCAAUUGAGGAAGGACUUAUGUACCAAGAUCUAAGAAAUAGAUGUAAGGAAUCAUAAGAUUUAUUUAGAAUUUGAAAUAGAAAUUCAUUUAAUCUUUAGAGACAAUAGAGUAAUAGGAAGCAAUAAUCUUGGAAUGGCAAUAGAAAUAUUAAGAAUAAGAAAAAUAACACAAUAGAGAAAUAGCCUAAUUAAAAAGCAAUCUAGAUAAUUCAAUUUUUGAUGAACCUCAGAUGGAUAUAAUUGAAUAGCCAAAUGAAAAUAGUUAGAUUGAAAAGAUGGAUGACUUGUAAAUUAUUUAAGAAGAAAGUGAUUGUCCUUAGAUUAAAAGUCUAAACUAGUCUGUUGCAUAAAAUUUUAAAUUUUGUGAAAUUCUAAAUGCUCUCAAUAAAAUGAAUUUUGAUGAAUCUCCAAUAAUAGAAUAAUUUGAUAUUAGUGAAUCCUACAUAGUGCAAAGAAUCAACAAACUAAUAGAUUACAUUCAUAAAUUAGAGACAGAACUUGAUGAUUGGAAAUGCAAUUAUUGGAAUCUUGAAAAAUAACUCAACUCUCAAUUAAAAGAUAACUUCAUUUAAUAAGGAGCUUAAGAAAUAGAAAUUGAAUUUGAUUUUGAUAAGAAUUAAUUAGUCAAAGCAAUAAAGCCGAACAGUAAGAGAUCUUUACAAGAUGAAAACUCUGCCUUAUAAUUGGAAAUACAAAGAUUACAGGAAUUAAAUAAUUAAUUAGUGAAUCAGUAGAAGUGUCAAACUAAAUAGGUUUUGGAGUCUCUAAUAAACAAGCAAAAGAAGACAAACAGAAAGAAGAAUUUAACUCACAUUCCAGAACCAGCUAAUAAGCAUAUCACAUAGGUUUCGACUCAUCAUUCAAGUAGUCAUAAUAAUACUCAGAAGAAGAGUCAUCCAACGCAAGAAGGAUCUCCUAAUCAACAAAGAAAUAAUCAAUAAAUAAAUUAAUACUUCAGUCAUUAUUUUUAAUAAAAAAGGGAACAACCUGCUUAACAUUAUUCACCUGUGAUUUUGACUAAAGUAUAAUAGAUUACAACAAAAUAGCAAUAUGGAGUAAAGUAUUUGAAGGACAUGUCGAUGGAUCAUUAUUAUAAUGUGAAUGUUUAUCAGACUCCGAUUGUAGUUAAGUAAUCUAGUUUGAGUCCUUACUAAAAAUCAGGAAGCAAAUUUAUUCAAUUUUGA
Paramecium octaurelia is the source of this 1402-nucleotide messenger RNA. The record is from the annotation of a GenBank genome assembly. NCBI's taxonomy places the organism in Eukaryota, Ciliophora, Oligohymenophorea, Peniculida, Parameciidae.